GGGCGCUCUAGGCGGCGGCUGCGCUCGGUGCCCACACCGCGCCAGCUGCGGCGCCACAGCGGCCGACCCCGCGCCCCCCGCGUCCCGCAGCCCCGCGGAACCCCCGAGGCCGCCGCUGCCCCGAGGCCGGGCCGCACGGGACCAUGGCCGAGGCGGCGCCGGCUCCGACCCCCGAGUGGGACCCCGAGGGCCUCGGCUCCCUGCAGCCCCUACCCCUGCCCCCGGCCCCCGCGCCCAGCGAGGCUCACCUGCAGACCGCGGCCAUCUCGCUGUGGACGGUGGUGGCGGCCGUGCAGGCCGUGGAGCGGAGGCUGGAGGCGCACAGCCGGCGGCUGCUCAGCCUGGAGGGCCGUGCGGGCUCGGCGGAGAAGAAGCUGGCCGACUGCGAGAAGACGGCCGUGGACCUGGGGCAGCAGCUGGAGGGCAAGUGGGCCGUGCUGGGCACCCUGCUGCAGGAGUACGGGCUGCUGCAGCGGCGCCUGGAGAACAUGGAGAACCUGCUCCGCAACAGGAACUUCUGGGUCCUGCGGCUGCCCCCCGGCAGCAAGGGCGAGGCCCCCAAGGUGCCUGUGACAUUCGACGAUAUCUCCAUCUACUUCUCAACCCCCGAGUGGGAAAAAUUAGAAGAGUGGCAGAAGGAACUCUACAAGAACAUCAUGAAAGGCAACUACGAGUCUCUCGUCUCCACGGAUUAUGCCAUGAACCAGCCCGAUGUCUUGUCCCAGAUUCAGCCGGAAGGAGAGCACCAAGCCGAGGCCCAGGCGGCGCCCCCGGAGAGUGAGAUCCCCGCAGACCCCAGCGAAGAGCCUGGCAUUUCCACAUCGGAUAUUCUCUCCUGGAUCAAACAAGAGGAAGAACCUCAGGUUGGGGCCCCGUCAGAGCCCAAGGAGAGCGAGAUAUACAAGGCCACCUUCGCCGACCCGGACCAGCUCGCCAUCAAGGCCGAGGGCCUGGCCGGCGGCUCCCUGCGCCCGGAGGUGCCCGCGCCCUUCCCCUCUCCGCCCCCGGGCGCACCGGCCAAGGAGCCUUUCGGGGGGGCGGCCUCCGCGGCCCCUUUCGCACAGCCUGCGGCCGAGCUGGAGGGACAGGUGACCUUCACGCAGCUGGGCGGCUACCCGGCGCCACCGCCGCCGCCACCUCCGCCGGCCGGGGAGCCCCUCUUCGCCUGCCGCAGCCUGGCCCAGGACGCGAUGCCGGGCCACCGGGGCGCGCCCCCCGCAACCCCCGCGCCCCCCGGGCCCGAGCGGGCGCCCCCCACCUGCCCGCACUGCGCGCGGACCUUCACGCACCCGUCCCGCCUGGCCGCCCACCUGCGGGUGCACAGCAGCGCCGAGCGCCCCUUCCCCUGCCCCGACUGCCCCAAGCGCUUCGCCGAGCCCGCGCGCCUGGCCGCCCACCGCCGCGCCCACGCCGCCGAGCGCCCGUUCCGCUGCGGGCAGUGCGGCCGCAGCUUCAGCCUCCGCCUCAGCCUCCUGCUGCACCAGCGCGCCCACGCGGCCGGCGAGCGCCCCUUCUCCUGCCCGCACUGCGGCCUGGACUUCCACGGCCACUCGGCGCUGCUGCGCCACCAGACGGUGCACACGGGCGAGCGGCCCUACCCCUGCCCGGACUGCGGCAAGAGCUUCCUGCGCAAGGAGCACCUGCUCAACCACCGGCGGCUGCACACGGGCGAGCGGCCCUUCCCCUGCGCGCACUGCGGCAAGAGCUUCAUCCGCAAGCACCACCUGCUCAAGCACCAGCGCACGCACACGGGCGAGCGGCCCUACCCCUGCGCGCACUGCGGCCGCAGCUUCCGCUACAAGCAGACCCUCAAGGACCACCUGCGCGCCGGCCACGGCGGGGCCUGUGCCGGGGACGGGCCCCCGGGCCCCCCCGGCCGGCCCCCCGACCCCCCGGGUCCGCUGCUGGCCGGCCUCGCCCCCGCGGGCCUAGGCGUCCCCCCGGAAGGCCUGGAGGCCGGGCCAUGGUAUGGCGACGGGGGCGGAGGGGGGGUCUUGUGAACUGCCUCCUCCCCCCCCCCCCCCCGCUGCACCCCCACCCCCAUCCCCACCCGCUGGCAAGCUGGCCAGUCGUGGUUGUGGGGUGGGGGGGAAGUGGGGGCUAGCGCUUAACCAGAGACACGCUUUGGGGGGACUUGAGAACAUGACAAGGACACCCUGUUUUGAAACCUGGACCGACACCCCUCGCCCAACACCCCGCGCCCAACACCGCCCGGUGGUUUAAACAGCUGGCCCAAGCAGGGUUCUUAGAGGACGGGAGGCAGGGCCACUGCGGCCAACCUCACCGGGUGACCCAUGCAGCAGGAGGGCAGGACCAGAGGGCUGAGCAGGCCAGGCGGUUGGGGGGCACAGCACCCAGGCCCCGGGGCUCCCUCCCCGCCUCCGGGAGCUGAGCUCCAGCCUGCCCCGACCUGACAAGGAUGCCUUUCCCAAAACACAGCACCCGCAAGCCUUCCGGGGAUCCCGGGUCGGCACCUCUAAUACAUUUCAUCUCUAUCUGGCAAACAAGAGGUCUGGCUUCUCAAUCUGACUCCCACCAGCUUGGGGCCCUCCCGCAGGACCUGGCUAAGAACCUGGGGACCUACGUUCUCAGCCCCCCAGUCUGUGCCUGAGGCCCCGUUCCUCAGAGCUCUGUUUCUCAGGGCCCUGCAUCUCACUCCCCCCCACCCUCCGCGCGUCCUGCCCCUUUCCAGAAGCUUCCCAGCAGCUGGCAGUUUCCCUUCCCUCUGGAGUGAUGCAGCACUGUCACCUGGCCACUUGCUGGGGCCACCGGAGGGUGUCGGGCCCAGGGAGGUCCGGGCCCUUCUGAGAGCCUUGCAGUCAGUCAGGUGGUCGGUGCAGGUCUCAGGUGCUCAGCUGUGAGAGGAGGCUGGUUCAGUCAAAUAAAGCCAGUCUCUCCAGAUGGACAAAAAGAAAAGGGCUCUUAGCACCCACUCCUCCUGCCCAAAGCCUGUCUCUGGCUUCUGGCCAAGCAAGUCCACGACGAAGAGUGUUGCUGAAACCUUACAGAAA
Erinaceus europaeus (western European hedgehog) is the source of this 3011-nucleotide messenger RNA. RefSeq names its product zinc finger protein 398 (gene ZNF398). Lineage: Eukaryota; Metazoa; Chordata; Mammalia; Eulipotyphla; Erinaceidae. The record is from RefSeq and is a predicted model, not a curated record. Bases 144 to 2000 code for a protein of 618 amino acids. The transcript has 6 exons. Gene Ontology annotation, biological process: regulation of DNA-templated transcription.